AUGAGCACCUUCGGCCGCUUCUUCCGCGUGACGACCUUCGGCGAGUCGCACUGCAAGGGUGUGGGCUGCAUCGUGGACGGCGUGCCGCCGUCGCUGGCGCUGACCGAGGCCGACAUCCAGCCGCAGCUCACGCGCCGCCGCCCCGGCCAGAGCAAGCUCACGACGCCGCGCGACGAGAAGGACCUGGUGACCAUCAUGAGCGGCACCGAGAAGGGCUUCACGCUCGGCACGCCCGUGGCGCUCUUCGUGCCCAACGAGAACGUGCGCCCCAAGGACUACAAGGAGAUGGACCAGGUGCCGCGCCCCGGCCACGCCGACUACACGUACCAGAUGAAGUACGGCACGCGCGCCAGCAGCGGCGGUGGUCGUGCCAGCGCCCGUGAGACCAUCGGCCGCGUGGCCGCCGGCGCCGUGGCCGAGAAGUGGCUCAAGGAGAAGUUCGGCACGUCCAUCGUGUGCUGGGUGAGCUCCAUCGGCUCGGUCGACAUGCCGCGCGAGCUGCUGAACGACCCCAAGAAGGCCAUCUACACGCGCGAGGACGUGGACACCAUCGGCUCCAUCCGCAUCCUGCGCGACCCCGCCAAGUGGACCAAGGUUGAGGACGCGGCCCAGCAGCUCGAGAACGACAAGGCGUACGACGCCGAGUUCGUCAAGGCCGAGGACGACCUCGCCACGCCCGCGUACAUUGACACGGAGAAGGUCGUGUACAACCGCAAGGGCGACGUGGUGCCCGCGCCCGAGAACCUGGACGCCUGGCUCACGGACGACCUCAUCCCCGUGCGCUGCCCGCACCCGCCGUCGGCUUGCGCCAUGUCCACCGUUGUGCGCACCAUGAAGGUGGACGAGGACUCGACCGGCGGCGUGGUCACGUGCGUGAUCCGCAACGCGCCCGUGGGCCUAGGCGAGCCGUGCUUCGACAAGAUGCAGGCUGUGCUGGCGCACGCCAUGAUGUCCAUCCCGGCCACCAAGGGCUUCGAGAUCGGCUCGGGUUUCUCGGGCACCAGCAAGCGCGGCUCGGAGCACAACGACCCCUUCUGCGCCGGCUCGGAAGCCGAGCGCCCGGAGAAGCUGGGAGUGACCAAGAACGACGCUGGCGGUGUGCUGGGCGGUAUCACCAGCGGCGCCGACAUCUACUUCCGCGUGGCCAUCAAGCCCGUGUCGACCAUCGGACGCGCGCAGCCCACCGUCAGCUACGACGGCAAGGACACUGUGCUGGAGGCCAAGGGCCGCCACGACCCGUGCGUGCUGCCUCGCGUCGUGCCGCUCGUGGAGGCCAUGUCGGCUCUCGCCAUCGCCGAUGCUGCCAUGAUUCAGCUGGGCCGCGAGGGCAGCAUGCAGGACGAGCCGGCGCACAAGAAGCGCAAGCUGUAA
Molecule: messenger RNA, 1371 nt
Organism: Phytophthora sojae
Lineage: Eukaryota; Oomycota; Peronosporomycetes; Peronosporales; Peronosporaceae
Exons: 1
Coding region: 1-1371 (456 amino acids)
Biological process (GO): aromatic amino acid biosynthetic process; chorismate biosynthetic process
Cellular component (GO): cytosol
Molecular function (GO): FMN binding; chorismate synthase activity
Source: RefSeq, a predicted model, not a curated record